GUCUGGGAAACUUUCCUCGGUGUUUUUUGCCCUGGUUUCCUAGCAACUGAAUGGGAUCUUUACUGUCUUAAGACAGGAAGUCGGGCUUCGCCUCUUUUUCUCUCAUUGGUUGAGAAAUUAAAGCUCCCGCAGCGCUGAUUGGCUGAUCUGCUCAGGGCUUAACAUUUGAAUCCGCGUUCGGGGAAAGCUGGAAGACGUAAGUCGGCACGAAACAAACCCAAGUAAGUCAUUGCAAAACCUGGUGGAUAUAAAAAAGCCGAUAUUUCUCCAAGGACGAAUCCAGUUCGGUUCUAGUCCGUUUUGCACAAAUCACCCAUCUUAGCCGGUCUUCGGCUUCAAUUUCUCUACAGUUCGGGGACAGCAUGCAGCUCAGCUGCCAGUCCGACGGGCGCAUUCGCUGCACUGUAGCUAUCGAGCAUUUGGGUGCAGCAGUCCCGAGUCGAGUGCUGCUUCGGGACGCCUGGGUGACCUUGGGCCGGGAUGAGUUCCGAGAGCUGGCGUUGCAAGUGACAAAUAGCAGUGGUCCGGAAAUUCCCCGCAACUUCCCUUUACGCCGGGAUGGAGUGCGACUGUUCACACGUUUCAUGAAAGACGGGAAAAGCUCGGUGCGUUUGGGUUCAGGCACCAAGGGCGUGCAGCUGCUGUUCUCGAACUGCCCUCCCGACCUGUUGCGUCGCUUCAUUCAGACGCUGCGCAUCAAAUUCAAAGCAACCCAGGAGGGGGUUCGGCCCGUGAGCGAACGGACGAGGCUUCUCUCUGGCCUGCCGCGCACCUUCGACACAGUCAGCCCCGUGCAGGUCCGCGACUUGCAGCAGGGGAGGGUCAGGCAAAUCUUGGCUGAUGUGGCCACCACCCCGACCAAAAGCCAGGCCCUUUGCGGUGAGCUUCGAAAACGUGCCCGGGAUGAAUCGGUGACUGAAAUACAAUCAGCUAAGAAGCUGCCUUGGUUGAUGCGCUCCAGAGCCACACUCACACAGGAUCAAUCAAUGGUGCUGAAUGCAGUGCUGAGUGGAAAGAAUGUCUUCUUCACAGGCAGUGCUGGGACUGGAAAAUCCUACUUGCUGAAAAAGAUUGUGGCCUCACUGCCUCCGAACAGCACUUAUGCCACAGCCAGCACAGGAGUAGCAGCAUGUCAAAUUGGUGGCACCACCCUCCAUGCCUUUGCAGGUAUUGGUUCUGGAAAGGCCCCCCUCCACCAGUGCACUGAGCUGGCUCAGAGGUCAGGGGUACGGCUACAGUGGCUAAAUUGCUGUCAUCUGAUCAUUGAUGAGAUCUCUAUGGUGGAUGGUGAAUUCUUUGAUAAGCUGGAGGCAGUAGCCAGAACUAUCAGGAAAUGUGAGGAUCCAUUUGGAGGAAUUCAGCUCAUCAUCUGUGGAGACUUCCUGCAACUACCCCCAGUCAGCAAAGGCACCGAGCAAGCCAAGUUUUGCUUCCAGGCAAAGAGUUGGAUGAAGUGUAUCCACUUGAACAUGGAACUGACCAAAGUGCAGAGGCAAACUGACAGGGACUUCAUUGCUCUUCUGGAUGCAGUUCGGCAGGGCAGAUGCACAGAGGAGGUCACCAAACAGUUAACUGCAACAGCAGCCCACAGGGUGGAAAGAGAUGGAAUCCUGGCCACUCAGUUGUGCACCCACAAGGAUGAUGUGGAACUGACAAAUACGAAACGACUGCAGAAGCUAUCUGGAGAACCACGGUGCUUCAAGGCAGUGGAUAGUGACCCUGGGUUGGUGAAAACUUUAGAUGCACAGUGUCCUGUAAGCAGCAUCAUUGAACUUAAACUCGGUGCCCAGGUGAUGCUUACCAAGAAUUUGGAUGUAUCCCGGGGUUUGGUAAAUGGGGCUCGUGGAGUUGUGAUUGGUUUUGAAACUGAAGGAAAAGGACUGCCUAAAGUGAGGUUUCUGUGUGGUGUCACUACUCUUGUUGGGUUGGAAAGAUGGGUCUUAAAGGGACCAGCAGGGACACAUCUGACUCGCCAACAAUUGCCCCUAAAACUUGCCUGGGCCAUUUCCAUCCACAAGAGUCAGGGUAUGUCUCUAGACUGCGUUGAAAUCUCCCUAGCUCGUGUCUUUGAAUGCGGCCAGGCUUAUGUAGCGCUUUCUCGGGCACGUAGCUUAACAGGACUUCGUGUUCUGGAUUUUGAUCCCAGUGCAGUGAAAGCUAAUUCUUGCGUGUUGCAUUUCUACCGUUGCUUGAGGAAAGAACAAUUUUUAGCUCAGGCCUCUCUGAAAUCCUACAUUCAAGCUGAUAAGGAAAACUGAGACAACUGGAACAAUUGUGAGCAUACCUCAUUCCAGUUUGUUGUUAAUUUGGAAAACUAUUUUUGCUGGCUGCUUUGGCUUAAUUGCUCGUGUACAAAGGAGUAUUCUUUUCCUCUAUUACAGAUCACCCUAGGGCAGGUAGAUACAGCCCUAGGGCAGGUAGAUACAGCAGAGUUGUUCCAAAGCAAAAUCACAUACUGGAAGAGAGGUUAUUAAGCUAAAAGCUCAGUAAAUAUUUGUCAUGAUUGAUUAGUCCGUUUUAUUUGUGUUUAAGCCUGUAUACAUAUGCAUUGUAUAUGUGAAAGCAAUUUUUCACUGAAGAAUAAAAAACUAAUUUACAAGUACAA
Sphaerodactylus townsendi is the source of this 2605-nucleotide messenger RNA. It is a transcript of the gene PIF1, whose product is annotated as PIF1 5'-to-3' DNA helicase. Gene Ontology annotation, biological process: DNA repair; telomere maintenance. Lineage: Eukaryota; Metazoa; Chordata; Lepidosauria; Squamata; Sphaerodactylidae. Gene Ontology annotation, molecular function: DNA helicase activity. The transcript is spliced from 12 exons. The record is from RefSeq and is a predicted model, not a curated record. Bases 363 to 2258 code for a protein of 631 amino acids.